CGCUGCCAACCGUCUUCCCCCUGCUAUCCAAAUGAGGCCCUAUUCCAUCGAUGGGGCCAUGGCUGAGGCCCUCAGUCACUUGAAUCUCAUAUCCUGUCAUUUUCGCGAGCAUGGCCAGCACCAGGUUGCGAACGAGAUCGGAAAACUCAGCAUUAUGAUCGUCAACAAGUUCUCGGAGGGUAUUGAUCACAUUUCUCCCAACGACUAUGCUCUAGCCCAGGAGGAUGGUGGCAACCAGAGUGCCCCCAACAAAGAGUUCCCUGCCCUCAACGCCUUUCCGAAGCAACCCAUCGCGGCCCUGGCGGACAGAUCGGAGAAGGAGAACGAAGCGGUCGGGACUGAGAGCCUUGCCGCCCGAAAGGUGUCCAUGCAUGAUGGACGUCUCCUUUCUACUGGAAGCUGGGCUCAGGUCGCCGGUUCGUUCUCUGAAAACCGAGCCCCUCACCCCGACGCGGUGCAGUGCAUGUCACCUCUGUCUUUGGUUUUGGGCUCGGUAUCCAAACCCAGUCAGGUCAGUGAUGAUGAGGAUGAGGCACGCGAGCCAGGAAAUUCGGGAGUAGCGCUCCCUCCGGCCGUGCAGCCUGAGAUUCCUGAAGCCAAGGCAGGAGUCAUCCGUGUCUAUGGGAAGAUCACCCGGGACUUUAUUCAGUAUAUCACCACCCGAAUCCAUGAAGGACCCUUGCAGGAUAUCCGGGUCGAGACCAAUGGAAGGACCAGAGUAACCUUCCAGCACGCGGCUCAGGCCCUCGCUUUCCUGAAAUCGAAUCAGGAGAUGGAGCGGAUGCUGGGCUAUGGACGCCUCGGAGACGGUUACCGUGUCGAGCUGAUCGAGAUCGUUGAUUGGAAUGAAGACCAUCGUCGGAUGAAUCAGCCCAUCCGGGAACGGCGUCGCCUCUCCUUUGCGAGGAAGAGGCUCUUUGCCGAAGGCAUGUCGCCUGAGAAAUGGAAGCAGGACGUCCGUACCCUGGCUGGACCUGGAAACAUUGAUUUCCUGUGGGUGUUCAACUCUGGAAAUGCGACUGCAGUGUUUACGAGCACCAUCGUUGCUCGUCGCGUGUUAGAACACUUCGAGACCUGGAAGAAUGGCCGAAACGUCUACAGUGGCGUUUCGGUCACUUACUCCUCGGAUCCAUGCGAGAAGGAGUUGGUGCUGGUUCGCGAGACCAAUCGCCCGGGCAUGAUCAGAAACUUUGUGAAGCGAACCAUGCGGUAGCUGCAUGUCCUUCUUGCCUGCCGAUGGCCAGGCACUUGCUCACCUUCCAGGUAGCGCAUUAAUUUUCGAUUAUCUAUGUUAACAGGACUUGGUGAUUGCAAAGACAAGGGAUGGCACAGGAAACGGUCAAUAAUGGAAAAG
Aspergillus ibericus CBS 121593 is the source of this 1354-nucleotide messenger RNA. RefSeq lists its product as uncharacterized. The coding region runs from base 32 to 1213 and encodes 393 amino acids. The transcript is spliced from 4 exons. The record is from RefSeq and is a predicted model, not a curated record. Lineage: Eukaryota; Fungi; Ascomycota; Eurotiomycetes; Eurotiales; Aspergillaceae.